Molecule: messenger RNA, 14391 nt
Organism: Corythoichthys intestinalis (scribbled pipefish)
Lineage: Eukaryota; Metazoa; Chordata; Actinopteri; Syngnathiformes; Syngnathidae
Gene: mgat3b
Product: beta-1,4-mannosyl-glycoprotein 4-beta-N-acetylglucosaminyltransferase b
Exons: 5
Coding region: 522-2306 (594 amino acids)
Biological process (GO): N-acetylglucosamine metabolic process; protein N-linked glycosylation
Cellular component (GO): membrane
Molecular function (GO): beta-1,4-mannosylglycoprotein 4-beta-N-acetylglucosaminyltransferase activity
Source: RefSeq, a predicted model, not a curated record
UUGUCCGCGGCGGCGUGACGGGGGAAGGCGGAGCUCUCUUCUCGUUUAGCUGCCUUCAUUCCUCCUUCCAACCUGCAGUGAAGAUGGUCUAUCGCCACUAAAGAAAAAGACGCGGAGGUAUAUAUUCUCUUUUUUGCACGGUGGGCGGAGAAGACGGAGAGGAAGGACCGAGGGAAGGAUUGCGGAGGCCGGUAAACUCGUACCCAAAUCGGGCCAAGAGGACAGAGGACAUCGGCGGUCGACACCCCCGCGAAAGCCGCCCCCCCUACCACCAGCAGCACAACGUACCGCCUCAUCCCUCCACAUCCCUCCAUCCUCACGAACUAGGAUAUAAAGGAUUACAGUCAACGCUGCCGUCGAUUGCAGAUCAUCCGAGCCCCGGACUUUCAGCGUUUCGCCCGGCCGCUGAGUGGUCCUUCUAGCCGGGGAUGCGGCGCCUUGGGCGGGCUAGAGUCGGACGACCAGUCGGGCUCUCAUCCGCAGUGGACCCAUGAAAGACAUCUGACACAAGCACAGAUGGGAUGAGAAUGCGGCGCCACAGGGUGUUCUUGCUGUGCACGGUUGGGCUGUGUGUCAUCUCCUUCCUGCACUACUACAAGGCCCUCCAUUAUGUGUCCCUACUGCGUGAGCUGUCCGCACCGUACCCUAACAUCAAGUCCAUCAUUAUGGUUACCGGAUUCUUCUGGCAAGAGAAAAGAACUGAAACCGGUACGCAGCUCAGCCCCGCUUACCCCGAGGAGGCGCCCCCACUCCCGGUCGUCUACCCGUCGGACACCAAAGCCAGAGGGGGCGCUUUGGUGGGAAUGGCGACAGACGAGAUUGAGGUAGCAGUGGGAUCUAACAUGUUGGGCAAUGGGGGACUGGAGAUGAGGGCCAUGGAGGUGCCGGCGCCUCCUCAUCCUUGGGAGAAACCAGAUGAUGGACUGAAAGUUGACAUUCAGACACAGCAGGAAAACCAUCCCAACCCACCUGUGCACACUCACGCGCCACAAGACCCGGCCCACCCGGCACCGUUCCGUAAGGUCAAACCGCCCCCGGACUUGUUGGAAUCCAUGGGCGACCUGCACACUCGCACUUACCAGCUGCGAGAUGACAAGACCUCGUUCUUCGCUCGAACCCGAGCUGGAGCACUGUGCUUCCGGCAGGGCACUGAAGUGGCCAGCCCCAGGGAGAAAGCGGGCGUCGCCAAGGAGGGUGGCCGCAACACCGCCCAGCGAAAACCUCUGGAGGUCCAACAGCAGGCCUCGAUCACAUCCAAAACCAGGGUCAUUCGGGGUGGCAAGCGGCUGGUGAAGUGCGUGUGCCGGCCCGGCUGGCACGGACCCUACUGCGGAGUGCCCACCAUGGUGUACCACUCCAACCUGCCAACCAAGGAGCGGCUAACGCCCAGAGAGACGCCUCGCCGCGUCAUUAACGCCAUCAAUGUCAACCAUGAGUUUGACCUGCUGCACGUACGCUUUCACGAGCUGGCACAGGCUGUAGACCUUUUCAUUGUGUGCGAAUCCAACUUCACCGCCUAUGGGGAAAAAAGACCUCUCAGUUUUUUGCAUCUGCUCCUGAACGGUACUUACGACUAUGUGCGCCACAAGAUCCUGUACGUUUUCCUGGAUCAUUUCCCUGAAGGCGGUCGGCAGGAUGGCUGGAUAGCAGAUGACUACCUUCGCACCUUCCUGACGCGCAAUGGUAUGUCACGGGUAGAGGGCGGCCGGCCGGACGACGUCUUCGUCAUUAAUGACGCCGAUGAGAUUCCAGCCCAUGAGGGCCUCCUCUUCCUCAAACUCUUUGAUGGCUGGACAGAGCCCUUCGCCAUUCACAUGCGCAGGUCUCUGUACGGCUUCUUCUGGAAGCAGCUUGGCUCCCUGGAGGUGGUAUCGGGCUGCACGAUGGGCAUGCUGCGUGCCGUCUACGAUGGCGACGGCAUCAAGCUGCGACGACGCGAGUACUACACCAUGGCGGGCUUCCGCAAGUACGAGAAUGACACGGGCCACAUCCUGGUGCAGUGGUCAUUGGGCAGCCCUUUUCACUUCGCCGGUUGGCACUGCUCCUGGUGCUUCUCACCUGAGGGCAUCCUCUAUAAGCUGGUGUCGGCCCAGAACGGUGAUUUCCCGCGCUGGGGCGACUACGAGGACAAACGCGACCUGGGUUACAUCCGCCAGCUGAUCCGAACCGGCGGCUGGUUUGACGGCUCGCUGCAGGAGUACCCGCCUGUGGACCCCAAGGAGAUCAUGUACGCCCCCAAGUACAUGCUGGACCACUACCCACGAUACCGCUACCUCCUGGAAAACCCCUACGCCGGACAGCGUUGAGACAAGCGCUAAGAUCGUCGUACAGACUGGAUGCAACCACUGGAUUUACGCGAGUGCUCAUUUCCUGCCGCGACCUAUCACCGCAGCCCUUUUUCUGGGUGUGUAUGACGUAUUUAAGUUGUCUUCUUGUCACCUUUGGAGAUUUCCCACACACACCCUGCUGAAUGAAGACACUGACACACACUCAACCCACGUGCACCUUUCUGUGUGUGAGCGUGCAGGUAGAGAGAUAGAUGUGUGAACUUGUGUGUUUGUGCCAAUACAACGGUAUUGGGUGUGUGCUUGUGAUUCAAAGGGAAGUUUUGCUGUGAUUUUGUCUUUCCAUAUGUAAAUUAUGUGUCAGGGUGUCCAAUCAGUCAAAGUCUUGAGUGUGUGGGCCUGCGUCUUAUAGGGAGUUCUACAGUGAUUCCGUUGCUUUAUUUCCUCCAUCUGAAUUGCAGGUGUGAGCAUGUGCAGUUGGUUAGACUCUUGUCUCCUUGGAAACAAAAAGUAUAUAACAGGAAGAUGAGUGGGCAGUUUUGUGCGUGUGUGUGUGCAUGCUUGUAUUUGUUUGGUUCAAGUCAGGUCACGGCUCCUUAAAGCUACGUUAGUCACUCAAGUUCAAGUUGUAUAUCUUGUUAGUCACAGGACAAAAUGCACAAAGAUGGACACACGAAACACACUGAAUGACAUAAUACUGAAAAACACAUAGACAGUCAAUAUCACACACUGUCGGAUGUACACAAAGAUAUAAGCACAGAUACACUUUGUGGCAAAACCCCCAUGGCAAGGAUAGAAUAAUGGUUAAUCGGACAGAAGGCAGGACAGCACGACAGAGCUAGAAAUUAACUGCUUCCUGAUUGCCCGGGCCAGCUAAUAAUAUCUCACAGGCAAAGUAAUAAAACAUUAGACGUUAACAUAAUUAGUGAUUUAUUGUACGAAAUACAGUGUUUGAGCUGUCCACUCGCAGCAUCGCCAAUGGCAACUUGAAAGUUGUCCAGAUUAAAAGUCCUACCCAACGGAGCAUGCCAGUUCUACCGAGUAGUUUCGAUUUUCCUCCGCUUUGUAAAAUGCUUAAAGUGGACGCCGAGUAAGGAAGCGGUGAUGACCAUACAUGGAAGGAUCAGGGGCAAAGAGCAUAUCUCGCAAAGUCAGUAGCUGCGGAAGACAAGUUCCAAUGCCGAGACGAUUAGUGCAGAAUUAAAGCAAUUACCGCAACAUAGAUGUCAAUGGUCAAUGUGUAUUGCAAUUUGCAAUAGUUCUUGUUCAUCAGUUGAGCUACUAAUCCUAGCCCCUGGAAGACCAACAGCAGCAUCAAUGGGUCGGUCCAAAGUCGUAGCUAGUCAAUCGGGAGCUCAAGGGAAGAAGUUACGGGGCCCUCCACAUCCACGUGAACUCUGAUACUGGUAAAAACAUCAUUAUGCUACAUGUUUACAAGGCUUGAAGUUCAAUCCACCACUCAAAUGUGCUACUGUGAUGGAAUACUUUUUUAUUAGAAUUCCUAAGUAAAAUCAGCAUACCGUAAUUUUCGGACUAUAAGCCGCUACUUUUUUUCCUCAUCUUGUUUCCUGCAUCUUAUAAUGACACUAACACCAUUUAUGUCCAGCUGGGAUCUUUACAUCCAUUCAAAAGUGAGAUAAUUUGCCGGAUGACACAAAAUGACAUCUGUCAUAAGUAUUCAUUCAUGCUCAUGGCAGUGUCAUGUAGUCCUGUCGCGAUAACAAAUUUUAGUGUGCGAUAAUCUAUCUCAUAAAUUAUUGUGGUAUGCGAUAUUAUUGCACUCCCCCCCAUUUUUUUAAAAACCAAUUUACAAUAACACAGUCAGAAUAUAGUAUAUAUUAGUAGAUCAAGUACACCCAUUUAGAAGCGAUAAAUAUUUACUCUUAAAUUCAAAAAUACUUUUUAAGAAAUCACAACUAAAAACAAAAGACCAUGUCUCUUAAGUAUAAGACAACAAUAUUAAUACCGCGCAGAAACACAGAAUAAAUGUGUUUUUCAAGAAAAAAAAUAUACAAUUGCAGUUAAUAACUUAAGCAUAUCGGCAAAUGAAAACUUUUCCUCUCAGAGCUUCUGCAAUGGUGUUCCAUAGGGAGGCAACGAUACAGUUAAGUCACGGUUCGGUACGAUUUUUGAUACAGGGGACAUGAUUUUCCAUUUGAUACAAUACAUUUAAUGUUGUGAAAAAAUAUAUUUUUUUUGUUUCGUUUUUUUUUUUUUUGCUAACGAGCAAAAAUUAAAUUGCCAUCAUACAAACAUGCAUUUUAGUGCAUAAUAUUUAUGUGCUUCUUACUGAUCUGAAAAAAAAAUUGUAUAAAAGUACUGAGAACAAUCUUUACUGUUUGUAAAGUGAGGUGGGGCACACUAUUGAUUGCUACAGCUCUCUUAGCAGCUAGGUUUACUACAUGAGCAAGACAUCCUAUUUGUGGUCCAAAUCCAUCUGUGUCACGUACUGAAUUAACAAUAUUUGCAACAUUAUCUAUAGUCACUGGUAUGGGUUGAUUUGGCCUUCUUAACUUCCAUUCAGUCAUGACAGUUUAGAAUUCAUCAAUGUAGUAUAUGGACAACUUGUCCCAUAAUCACUCUGGGUUCACGUGGCCAAUGGCAUGGGACGUAGCACAUCUAGUUCAUGAUAUCUAGUGUGUGCGCGCAUUAAAAAAGUCGCUGAAGUCACGUCUGCUCAUUACUACACAACACCAGCAUAUAACAAUCGACUUUCAUAAACAGGACGAGUUUGAAGCACAGCGCUCUUAAUCUGACACUCAAUAUUCAUUCAGCUGUUCAUUGUCAAAGCGAGGUUGUUCGUAGCUGCCAAGUCGGUAACAAUGUUUUGGCGGACUUCGUUGUAAAUAUCCGGCGUUGUGCCGCAAAAUAGCCGCCCCGCGUGAAAUGUCACUCCUGACGGGAGCGCCCACACGUCAACAACACCGGUGCGCCGCUAGUUUUUGCCGGACCUGGGACGAAGAUGCAUUUUGCGCAGUUGGUAACAAGGAAUCCGAACUUUAAACGGCAUGUCUGCCGCACGCACGCGCGCACGCACGUGAACGCGAGGCGAUAAAUAGAAGGGGAAAAAUUACUGCCUUCAUUUUUAUUUAUCGUGCGAUAAAUGGAAUUAUUGCAUAUUGCAACAGGCUUAGUGUCACGUCAUAAUUAUGAUGGUCUUAUGACAGGCUUAUUACACCACUGUCAAAUAAAGUGUUAAUAAGUACCAUAACUAACAAUUAAAGAAACAACUAGAACAGUAAAUAAAGAAAUAAAUUCGUGCAGAUCAUAAAUGUUAUGUUGUUAUUUACAUCUGUAGCGCUGCAAUGCAUGCUAGGAGCCAUGUUGGACCACAACAGAGUUGACAGCAGGUGGCAGUAGAGGUUGACUGUCUCCCCCAAAGCAGCAGUGAUGGCCAAAUGACGUUUCUUGAAGCAAUGAAGCUUGGCAGACAAUGGUUCAAAGCUUCGUGGUGGUUCAUUUGGUCUUAUAACAGUCUUAUGAUGCUGCUGUAAAAUAUAGUGUUAGCGAUUCAUAUCUUUUGGUAUAAAUAUCGCAUAAUACAGUGAGGACAGCCUCGGCUUAUAGUCCAGUGCGGCCUAUCUAUGAACAAAUGCCGUUUUCGUGUCAAAUUUGGUAGGUGGCGGCUUAUAGUCAGGUGCGGUUUAUAGUCCGAAAAUUAUGGUAGUUAUUCUUUAUAUUCAUCAUAACAUUUAGGCCUGGCCUACAGAAAUAUCUGCUUCUUACGUGGGCUGUAUCCAGUUUUGUGUCGGUCAUACUGUUGAAUAAUUUAUUUCUUUGUUUAGAAAAUAAUUCCCCACUUCCCUGCCCCAGAAAAAUAACACUAAAUCAGAUUCCAAAUAUUUGUUUGUAUAAAAAUAAAGGCAAUUAGAAUAUUUUUCCUAAUUGUUUAGCCCUCAUUCCGAUUGAUGACUAGGUAGUUUAAAUUGUUUAUUUACAUUUUGAUUUAUAUUUAUUUUACAUAUAUGUACAGAGAGAGAGAAAUCCUUUCAUUUUAUUUUUCUAAAAAUGAUUUUCGGGUGAGAUGCUGCAAGAGGGCAAACUGCCACGGACAAGUAAAAAAAAAAAUAAAAAAAAAAGAAUAUAUUUUUUUAAUUUACUGCCUGAAAAAAUUCAUUUAGAGCGCUGACAGAAAUGUGAUUAGUUAACCACGAUAAUGAUAGAUAACAGGAGGUAUGUGUUGAGUUACUAUGACAACAGGUAAAAGGAGAGGUUAGUUAUCAUGGUGACUGAAAGUGUGCUUACCAUUGCAACCCAAAACUUUUGUCUGUAUUCAGCCGUAAUUGUUGGGAAAGUAUGACAUUGAUGAGAUAAUGAGCAACACAGUUUCAGUGGAAAUGCAGUCACAGCCAUAAAUCAGACCUCCAAAGCUUUGGGCGUUAACAAAAUGACCCUCAUGGCCUCGUACGGCCUCAUCUCCUUGAGUUUUCAGCAGGCUGACAUUGUGAUGUCAUUAUGUCGGUAUUUAACUUGGGAAGGAAGUAUGACAGCUAAUUCUGAGAAAAUGUUCCCAUCAAAGAACUGAGUCAGUCGAUUAAUUUGAAUUAUGGGAAUUUUAUUUAUCUUAAUUUAAUUUAACGUGUAGAUUUUAUCAAUUAAAAUAAUAAAUUCAAUUUUUUAAAUUGUAAAUUUAGCAUCCCAGUUUUAAAUGUAAGAUUAACCCCAUUCUUGCCAAAUGUAUCACGUUUGAUACACUUAGAAUUUCAUGAUUUUCAGACUAAUUCAGAAUUUUGAAAUAUCUUUCCUCAAAAAAAAAACAAAAAAAAUGGAUGCAAGUCAACUCAUGCAUCUGCAAGUUCCAUGAGAAAAAAAAACAGGAUUUAGCAAGGGUUAUAAAUAUUAGAGCAUUUACUACACAUAUUUUUUUUUCUUUUUUACAAAUUUGAAAAAAAGGUUUCAUUAAGACCUUAUUUUCCAAAUUGUGUGAUUCUUUGACAAUUGCUUCAUUUUGCAGGCAUUAAAGGGUUAAAAUGAUUUUUUUUUUUUUUUUUUUAAAUAUCUAAAAUUUGCCUUAGUAGCACUUUUUAGUCAGAUAAAAAAUACAUUUUGAUAAAAUAUUAAAGCAAAAUAUUAAAUCUAAAAAUUCAAUGGUUUCAUAUUAAUUACAAAAUAGCUCACAGUAACUAAAUCUGUAAUGUUUAUUUAAUUAACAAGUGAAAUUAAAGUAUACUGUUGCGAUCAUGAACUUUUAUUUUCUCAAUUCAAAAUCAAGUAGAAUUAAAUCGUUCAUCCACCUGAAAUCUAAUAUGUAUUUUUUAAUUACUACUCUGUUAAAAGUAAAUGAAAGGUUUUAUUUAUGUAUUCAUCAAAAUUUUAAAUAAUUUAAAUCACAUUCAUAUCCACUAAUUAACACCACAUUAAGUUAGCUUAAAUACAUUAGAAAACUUGCUUGGAAAAAAAAAACAUUAGCCUUGCAGCAUAGUUUCCAAAAUCAUUCUUAAUCUACUUUCACUGCAGCAAAAACCUCUGAUGAGAAUGAAUUGAGGCAACUUGGCUCUUGUUUUUAUUUUUUUUAUAUUUUUUAUUUGUGAAAGGUUAUGUAGAGAGUUUUAAAUCCUUUGUGGGUGUGGCUAAGAUCUCUAGCUUGAUUUUUUUUUUUUUUUUUUUUUUUCCGGCUGACAAACAGGAAAUCGAUGAGACGCUCAAAGUGGAAAUGGGGUUGCAAGAAUCAAGUGAUGCUAAUGGAGCGCAAAUGUUGCGCAAACAUCAAAAUCAAUUGGUCCUUGCUCUCAAUCACUCUUUGCCUUUUUUAAAAAGCUCCACAUGGUCAACCAUUUCACAUUUUCAUCCAGUCACCACUGUUUUCAUUUUGUAAAGACUUACAGUUAAAUUAGUUAGUAAAAGUGCAAGACAAGGUUUUGAUCAAAUGCAUCUCAGUGGAAAUAAUCACUUUACCAAUUCGAAAUAAAAACCGAAUUUCAUUUGUAUGAUGUGUAAUAGAAAACAUCAAUAGUAGCCCAUAUCUCCAGUAAGUAGGCAAAAUAGCUGUUGUCAGAAUUUUUUUAAAUAACAGCACUACUUUAGCCAAUCAAAUACAAGUACAGUGGUACCUCUACAUACGAAUUUAAUUUGUUCCAGGACCUGCUUUCUAAGUCAAAAUGGGACAGGAUUUUCCCAUAACAAUACAUUAUAAUACAUAUAUUACAUUAAUUUGUUCCACACCCCAAAACCCUUUGCUAAAUACCUGGUCUGAUUACAAAUCAAUUACACAUAGCAGAACAAGUAAAUUAUAAAUACAAAUCACAAUACGAACGAUAAUAGUAAUAGUGUAACAAAUCGGGUUCUGAUUUGGCGGUUGUGUUUUGCAUGCUGAACCAUGUGGCUGACUCGAGAGUGAGAUAGGUGCGGAAGAGAGAAGUUUUUAUUUUCUCUUUUAAUGUUGUUGGUGUCGGCUACGGCGGACAGUAGUGUUGCACAAAUUCUGAAAUAAAUGAUUAAAAACCUGACGAAGCUGGCAACUUCCCUGCUGAUGUCAUGAUAAUAAUAAUUGUCAACUUAUAAAGACUGGCGAAUGGAAGUUGGAGGAGGACUUUCGAGAUCGUAGACAUAUACCAAGCCAGUUCAUUGACAUGCACACCAUGCUCAUAUUUUUCAAUCAUUUCUAUCUUAAUUUCAAUAGUAACUGUCACCUUUUUUCAUUUUUUUUCUCCACGUGCACUAACAUUCUUGAACUCAUGUUGAUUUCUUUUGCAAGAAAAUCAGCUGUGCUGCCGUAUUGUGGGAAAAGAAUGAAAUUGCGACAUUGUCGUAAAUUGUCAUAUUUCGAGCAUGUUGUCAUAUUUUGAGACAAAUAACGAGUCAAAUUUUACGUUGGAUGUCGAAAGGAUCGAAUGUCGAGGUACCAGUUUUUCAGAUUGUCCUGUCAUAACGUAUUGGCUACCCACUGUAGUAUGUGUGUCUAUUGGAGACAGAUUGAACAGGUACAGAAAUGAUAACAAAGGUGCCUAUUUUCUUGCCAAUUUUUUAACUGUUUCGAAUAUAUCAGUGUUUAAGUGCUAUAUGCACACACACAAUGGCUGUGCUCACAAGUGGUGUCAUUUUGUUUAAACAUUAUUUUCUCCGUUAUCGCAAUUUUAAAAAUUGGCGAUGUGCAUAUUUGAAUUCUUUAAGAAACCAUAUUUCACAUGAAGGUCAUUUAUGCCGGACUUUUCUUUUUCUUUAAAUUUUUCAUUCUUUCAUUGUAGGAAUGGCAAUCGAUUUUUUUCGGCAGUUUUAUUGCUCCUUCUGCUGUGUCGUGAAAAAGCAUUGAAUUGUUCCAUCCGUCACUUUAUAUACUUCAAAGGCAGAUAUAAAAAUAUAACAAAUUUUGUCAAAAAUAGGAAUUUUUGGACCAUAUCAAUGAGAUCGGAUACAGUGAUCCCCCGCAGUGUAUUGAUCCCUCUGUUAAUUUCCCCAAAGUUUUGAACAUAGAUGACCAUCAAGCACAUUUUUCUCAAACUAAUUUAUUUGAGAAUCUACAUCAAUAUUCUUACCCAUGUAUGACCAUUAUAAAAUGUUGCUACAGCCGUGGUGUAAAAAGUGAUUCUUAAAGGGAACAUCGAACUUAAAGACUUGUAGGCUCUAAUAAGCCACAACUGUUCUCUUUUACUAUAAAAUGUUGCCAUUGAUUUAAAAAUCUGUAAUAUUUAGUACACGUUUUGACCUACGGAGGGCACUGUGUUUUUAUACCUACAAUGGACACUCGGGAUGAUGACGUAGAUUCUCACUGUCACUCGACGAAUAUUACCGGGUUACUGCAAUUCCUUCUAUACGGCGAGAUGUCAAAGCUGAAAGGGCUUUGUAGUACUUUGGGUGUCAAAUUUGCCUCUUGUAGAUGUUUUGCCGGUGUAGCACAUUUUAGCAGAACACCGUUUUCUUUCCCCCUACUCUAAUCUCAUCCCAUCUUACCUGUUCACUUUGCUUUUGCUGCUCGUUUUGUGAAAUAUAAUCAGUGCUGUCAUGCUCAUUAAUGUUCCUCUCGGUUUCAAAUUGAAAGGGUUGAAAACAUGACAUGUUUAUGUCAUGAGAGGCAUCUCUGGAAGCCCAGCAGCGUGACCAUGUGACGUAAACAACACUGACGUCCUACUAGUUAAACUAAUUUUACAAAUUGUAUAAAACCAAAAACAUCAAGAGGGGUUUCAAUAUCAAAUUAUUUUAACUCAUAAUGAUGUUUAUCUUUUAAGAAGUACAAGUCUUUUAUCCGUGGAUCCCUUGAAGAUGAUUGUCUAGUUUAACAAUCUAAAUCAUGCGGUCUCGUGGAAAAAGCUGUUAGUACAUCCCCCUCACAGUUCUGAGAUUGUUGGUCCCGGCUAUGAGCUCCCUGUGUGAUGUUUGAACCGGCAUGAUAGGCUGGUUAAACACUCCCAAAUUGUCCGUAGGUGUGUGUGCGCAAAUGAUUGUCUGUCUCCAUGUCUGGCUGGCAACCAUUUGAGAGUGUACCCGUCCUCCUGCCCGUUGUUAGCUGGGAUAGACUCCAGCAACCCCGCAACCCUCGUGAGGAUAAGCAGUUCAGAAGAUAAAUGAAUGAAUAAUCUAAAGCAAAAACCAGGGAAGUACUUCUUUUCAUUCUUCUUCUUUGGACAAAUUUAAUUUCAGUCAUUACACAAUAGUGUGCUGCAAUCUAGUGGCGGACAGCGGAAUCACAUCCAAAAUAAAUGUGAGGCAAAACAAAGUGUACAAAGAAAAUUGCUAUAGAGCGUGAAAGUGGGGGGAGGAGGUUACUGGAAUAGGUUGUGUGUCUGUGUGCAUGUUUGUGUGCCUGUAAAUGACCAUUCUCUCUAUCCUUACGGUCACCUUUUAAAGACACAAUCAUAUUUUUACCACAAAAUAAGGCGGCGUGGGGUCGGUCUCCAUGGCGACCAGCCAGGUGAAGUUGGGAGAAAAGGCCAGGGAGCAGAGGGCUUUGCAUGGGAGGAAAUUCCACACAAUCAUGUAUAUUUUUUGUCGUUGUUGCACUUUCUGUCUUGUUUUGAGAUUUGAUGAAAUGUUCCCUUAAGAUGAAAAAGACUGCGUGCGUGUUUGUGUGUUUUCUAUUUAAAUUUUGGCAGCUUGAUAUUUAAUAUCUUUUGAGGCGUCGCAUGUGUUUCUUGCGUGCGUCUCAGCCUACUGUUAGGAUCGACGUCCACUCACACAUUUUACAUCCUCCAAGGACAUUAAGUUGGUUUAACCAAUCACUGAGGCUUUUUUGUGAUUGUUUUUUGUGUUAAGUAUGACAUUUCCUGUGUCUCUACCUGAGAUUGGUCAUCACUGAGUGCUUGUGUUUUGUGUUGUUUUCUGAAGCAUUUUAACAGUAUGAAUGCACCUUACUGAUGUGUUGUCAUUGUGUAACACAAGUCAUUAUAAAUAUUAGGUUUCUAACAGGGUUGUUGUUAAUGUUUUUGCUUAAUUUUUGUUAAAAAAAAAUGUUUGAAAUGUGUCCUUCUCCAUCAUUUUUGUGUUAAGUAAAAUGUGUUCAAGCCAAAGUGUGGUAGCAUUGACACAACACACACCUAUUAGCCCCUUUCACACUGUAAUGCACACCCAUAAAUUUACAGCUUCUGCGAUGGAAGUCUUCCUGGCAUCCGUUAACAAACCAUUUCACACGGAUUUAACCUUUUGAGGUAGUACAGUAUCAGCCAAAUCGCAAUCAGUUCGGCGGUGUGAAAAUCCGAUGGGUUGAUUUUUGCAAGAGUUAGUUUGAAAGGGGCUACUGUUUGUUGAUGUCCAAUGAAAAGAUCCAAAUAAUGACAGCUUUAUGUUGAAAGCACAUGCAAAAACAAGUGUGAACAGUAUUUUAUUUUGACAAGAGUAGAACACGUGAACCCCUCUGUCCCUGCACUGAUUGUACAAACUUACAUAGUUUUAUUUUUUUAGAUAUUUUUUGUCCCGUUGAUUUUGGAGGAGUGUGUGCAUGUGUGUGCGUGCGGUCCAGUGGCUUGGUGUUCCAAGAGGAGAACUCGGUGGAGGCAGUCGACCACCACUCCACACCCCCAACCAAAAAAUAAGAGGCAUGGGGGUAAAACAAAACAAUUUUUUCUUAAAAAAAAAAAAAAAAAAACAUGGACUUUUGGUGAUGGGUCAAAAAAAAAACGUCAAGAAAAUCAAGCAUUUGGGAAUGAACUUAACUCAUGUGUUUAGUCACAUGACUGGAUGUAUGCUAACCAUCAACAACAAAUAAAGCUCUAUGGCAAUGAUAUAAUAAAUUUUAAAAUGUUCACAAUGCUCUUUUUUUUUUUUUUAAUUUGUGAUGAGGCGUGAAAGUUUUAGUGACAUUGCAAGACUAUUCAUCGUAUUUUUACCUUGUGCUUUCCUUGGUUGCCUUUUUAGAGAAGUUUUGCAUGAUAAAACUCAAAAUUAAAAAAAAAACAUUUGAAUUUUAUUCUCAAAGUUCAGAGGUUUUAUUUUGAUUAAAAUAAAAAUGCCACCAGAAAAUGUACAAAUGCAUUUAAAAUUUAGGUUAAAACGCAUUUUUAUGAAGAACUAAGAGGGGACCUCCAAAAUCUUACAUUGGUAAGUAUGUUAUUGUUUUCACAUGGAUUAUUGCAGCAUCCAGCAACAAGAAUGAGAAUGAAAGAUUUUGAAGCAAUGUCACUUUGACGUAAUUUACGCUCGUGGCCACUAGGUUAUGCUGUUUUAUCAAAUAUAAUUAUAGCACCAGGACAGGACACCUAUGAGGAAAACGUGGAAGAGAAAAUGGCUUUUUCUUUUCACCUUUUCAGGGACAGUGGUCAGGCUGCAUCAAGGAUUAACAAAAAAUGGGACUAAUAGUAGCUUAACUCAUUCACCGCCAGCCCAGGUCAGUUUGUCGUAGUAGUAAAAGAGCGAAAUUGAUAUUGCAAACACCUACUAGUCCUUCUCAAAAAAUUAGCAUAUUGUGAUGAAGUUCAUUAUUUUCUGUAAUGUACUGAUAAACAUUAGACUUUCACAUAUUUAAGAUUUAUUACACACAACUGAAGUAGUUCAAGACUUUUAUUGUUAAUUAUAUUGAUGAUUUUGGCAAAAAAAAAAAAAAAAGUCAAGAAAAAACAAAAAUCCCUAUCUCAAAAAAUUAGCAUAUUUCAUCCAACCAAUACAAAAAAAGUCAACCUUCAAUUAAUUAUAUCUGCUAUGCACUCAAUACUUGGUCGGGAAUCCUUUUGCAGAAAUGACUGCUUCAGUGCAGCUUGGCAUAUAGGCAAUCAGCCUGUGGCACUUUUGAGGUGUUAUGGAGGCCCAGGAUGCUUCGAUAGCGGCCUUAAGCUCAUCCACAGUGUUGGGUCUGCUGUCUCUCAACUUCCUCUUCACAAUAUCCCACAGAUUCUCUAUGGGGUUCAGGUCAGGAGAGUUGGCAGUGCAAUUGAGCACAGUAAUGCCAUGGUCACUAAACCAUUUACCAGUGGUUUUGGCACUGUUAGCAGGUGCAAGGUCAUGCUGAAAAAUGAAAUCUUCAUCUCCAUAAAUCUUUUCAACAGAUGGAAGCAUGAAGUGCUCCAAAAUGUCCUGAUCGCUAGCUGCAUUGACCCUGCCCUUGAUAAAACCAACACCAGCAGGGACAUGGCACCCCAGACCAUCAUUGACUGUGGGUACGUGACACUGGACUUCAUGUUUUUUGGCAUUUCCUUUUCCCCAGUCUUCCUCCAAACUCUGGCACCUUGAUUUCCGAAUGACAUGCUAAAUUUGUUUUCAUCUGAAAAAAGUACUUAGGACCACUGAGCAACAGUCCAGUGCUGCUUCUCUGUAGCCCAGGUCAGGCGCUUGUGUCGCUGUUUCAGGUUCAAAAGUGGCUUGACCUGGGGAAUGCGGCACCUGUAGCCCAUUUCCAGCACACGCUUGUGCAUGCUGGCUCUGGAUGUUUCUACUCCAGACUCAGUCUACUGUUUCUGCAGGUCCCCUGAAGGUCUGGAAUCGGCCCUUCUCCACAAUCUUUCUCAGGGUGCGAUCACCUCUUCUGGUUGUACAGCGUUUCCUGCCACACUUUCCUUCCCACAGACUUCCCACUGAAGUGCCUUGAUACAGCACUCUGGGAACAGCCUAUUCCCCUAGAAAUUUCUUUCUGUGUCUUAGCCUCUUGCUUCAGGGUGUCAAUGAUGGCCUUUUGGACAGCAGUCAGGUCGGCAGUCUUGUCCAUGAUUGCGGUUUUGAGUAAUGAACCAGGCUGAGUUUUUAAAAG